Drosophila obscura is the source of this 4233-nucleotide messenger RNA. RefSeq lists its product as uncharacterized. The record is from RefSeq and is a predicted model, not a curated record. The transcript has 4 exons. Lineage: Eukaryota; Metazoa; Arthropoda; Insecta; Diptera; Drosophilidae. The coding region runs from base 263 to 4129 and encodes 1288 amino acids.
CCCCCCAUACGAGUUUGUUGUCAAACAACAACAUCUUUCGGUAGUUUCGGUCCGUAUAUAUUUUCUAAAUUCUAAAUUUUAGCCCAAAAAUUGAACUGCAACGCACUAAGCGAGUGGUGCCAGAACGUGGAACUGAUCUCUCCGCAACAUAUUCUUUAAAUUGCAGAUUUGUCGAUUAAAGCAAUAAUCAGAUUCGCGUCUCCAGCCAGCGAUCGUCUGUUUUUAUUUUAAUCGAGACAUUUGUAAUUCAAUGACCAGAUAGAUGACGCAGUUAGUGGCCAGCUUGUGUCCGUAUGCACUUCAGAAAAAGGUCGACAACAACAACAGACCUGGCACCGUCUUUAUGUUUGUGGAUAAAUCAGGGAAUGUCGUUGAGGCAAAGGAGUACGAUGAACGCGAAUAUAACCGCAAGGAAGCCAAGACACCCAACAAUCCCGCGAUGCGAAAAAUUGUCAACCCAGCUAGUAAAUCGUACACAACUUCGGUGCAGCAAAGAGCCCUGCAAAUAGUGAAUGACGCCACGAAGAGAAAUAACCCACAAGCAGGAGGAGGCUUGCAAAAUGUUUCUGGGCAGAAAAUGUCCCCCCCAUUUGUAAGCGGAAAAUUCCGAAUUGCGUCUGGUAAUUGUGGCUGUCUCAAGGCUAAUGAGCAGCCCCAGAAAGCAUCCAGUUUAAGGAAGAGGUCUGUAAGCUAUAUCUGCCCGGAGCCAUCAGCGAUAGGUCGCAUUAAAAGUAAGGGUCGAACGUCUCAGAAAGACAAUGCCGAUGAGAAGGCUUUGGUCAAGGCCAAGCCGAAGCGUUCAAAAACAAAACCAAGUCUCCACAGAAAACCAUCUGCAAAAUACGCGGCGGAGAGCCUGACAUCUUCGACAGAUAAUAAUAAUAAUGAUGGCGUUUGGUUCGAGUGCAAUGUGCCCUUUCGUGUCAAGAUACCUUUCCCCCUGUGUACGCAAAAAUUGUUUGGGAUGAUGCCACUGCCAGCUGGCAUCAAUAUGAACGGUAGCAGUACCCUCCCGAAGGGCAAAGCCAUUGCCGAGGCGAAGCCGGUUGCCCGGGGUGGCGGCCCGCCCUCGUACGCUUCCAUGUGCAUCACAAUGAUUCCUGCCGGCAACUCGAAUGCUACUCCCGGCCAGUUUACUUCUCCCGGCGAGUCCACCUCCCCCCCAGUGGACCUCCCAGCGGACCCCAAAGAGAAGGCAGCUGGAAAACCCAAGAAGACAACGGAAAAGAAGCUGAAAGGCGUCAAGAAAUGUGCCGUAUGCGAGACUUGCACCCAAACGGCAAACGGUAUGGAUGCCAAGGCGCUGGCCAAUCCACUGCUAUCCUGCCUGGAACAGAUCGAAAAGCAUUUGUCUGCUGAGAACGAGAAUGCCCUGAAGAGGCCUGGAACGCAGAGCCCCAAAUGUGAGGGCCGAUGCUUUGCCGAGAAGUCGACAAGUGUGGGGAGUGUCGAGGGUACUGCGAGGGAUCGUGCAGCUCCGAGUGCUGCUGCAGCACCUAAAAAUGGCAAGACAAAAACUCCUUUGAUGACGCGCAAGAUGAAGCCACCGAAUGGUGUCAAUCAAAGGAGCCCAAGGAACUCGCAGGACAAAUCCAAAAGUAAGGACAAGCCGAUUGAACCACAGUCUGCGUACACAGGCAAAGCCGAUCCAACAAAUGUGACGGGCUUGAGGGGAAGAAUGGAACCAGCGAUGUGCUUUAACAGAUAUCCGCCCUGUCCCCGGGCUAUGAUGUACAGACGUAUGCAGGCCUGCAAUGCGCCCCAAAAUAUGCCAUCACGGAUGUUACCGCCACCGCCACCGCCAAGUGGCAAGCUGCAGGCCAGCGAACCCAAGAAGUCUGUAUCGGACAUCAUUACGUCCGACAUUCGUUCCUCUCAGAAUUAUGCAUUGAGUAGCGUAUCCCAAAUGGGAAAAAAAAGUCACACUACAAGCGAGUCAAGCCAAGACGAGGCUGCAAGCAAUUCACCGGAGCAAGCUCCGGGUCUAGAAAAGGAAAACUCGCUACUCUCGAGUCUUCCAAAAACCACAAGCGACGAUAGCCGGAACUCUGAUCGGACUGAUAGCCGUUGCUGUACGGUGUGCAGACCAGAAGGCGGCGUCUCAGACACCCAAUGGAAUGACAAACACUCUGGCCGGAGUGUCCGCAAUCAGGAUCGUUUCUACAACGAUCGCCGCCAGGAGUCGAACAGCAAGUUACAGCAAACCGAAGAGAGACACCAGUUUGAUCAUUUCAGCUUGCCAGGAAGGGCUCGGAACAGAGACGAAUACCCCCACCAAAGGAUGAUGGGCGUGAAGAUGAACAGCUGCCAGGCUAAAGAAAAUCGAACAAAACAGCGAUCUCAAUCGGCACCGUCAACUAUCACAUACAGAUAUGAGGGCCAACACAAUGGGGAACCAGCUAUGGCCCGCCUUCAGUCGAAGAAGAUAAAUGUGGGUCGUCAGGUGUCGGGCAGUGGUGAGGAAGACGUUUAUGCCACGACCAUGGCAGCCAAUAUGGAGAUCAUAAAUCAUGAAAUGGGUUGCCAGCAACAACAACAGCCUUUGGUGCUGGUGCCCUUUCGCGUGGAAAACAAAAAUAGCGGACAAACACUGGCCAUAUGCAAGGGAAGGGAAUGGAGGAAGCUGACCCUGACAAAGAUCACCAAAGUCACGCCCCAGCAAUUUCGUAUAGUUUCGGGCUAUUGUAAUCGGGCGCCCACUGGCCCCAGUGGUGGGGUCCCAAGAGCUAGUCCCCGCUUUGCUAGAGCUGCGCCCCGAAGAGCUUCGUCGCCAGCUGCCAUGCCCGGCCGCCAGUGUCGCCCAAUGCAAGGCCAUGCUGCGCCCAGGGCUUACCCAUCGUCCUGCCUGCGAUGUCCCCGCCAUACUAAUGGGCCGCUCUCGAAUCGGAAUGCGAGAAACCCCGUUGCAUGCAACAGAUGUGCCAGAACAGCAGCUAUGAAACCCACUGCGCGGAACGUUUGGUGCUGUCAGGCCGUGGGCUGCAGGAACCAUUCGACAUCCGUCAACUCAUUUGCGGCAAAUGGGAGCAGACCUGACAACAGGGGAUGCCUGCAGGCAGCAGGCAGGAGUAAUAUUCCGGGCCCAACAGCUGCUGCCCCUGAUUGCAGCUCUCAGCGUGGCGUAAACGCAUCCAUUGACUCCAUAUCGAUAAGCCGUACAUAUUCGGCUGGACCCAGUUCGAGGUCCAGGACUCCAUCGGGCUCGGAACAAACCUUGACGGACCAAAGCCAAUUUUCGCGCAAUAAAAGGAGCAUUGAAACGGUGACGCUGAUGCAGCCACGACCACUGCGCAGCAAUGAGAGCUUGCAGAACGACAGCUAUGACGAGCCGGAAGGGAGAGCUAUGGAGGAGCCCCAGCUGGACAGUGCUAUGGAAAAUCAGUUCCCAACAGGCUUCGGGCCACCGCCGCCGCCGUGCCACUUUCAGUGCCUGCAAUAUGCAACAGUUCCGCCGUUGCGCAAUCAGAACUCGUCCAUGGGAGACUUUGCGAGCAGUCAGCAGGAAUUUCAGAUAGGAGUGGGAUACCAAUCGCAGCCACAGUCACAGCAACAGCAACAUUCCUAUGUCUAUAGCCAACAGAGCUGCGUGGGCUCUGUGUGCUCAAAUGCCACUGGCCUGAUAGACCCACGGGAUUUUUUACCCACAGUCUCGGCGUCCCUUCGGCCAAACCAAAUGCCAAUGGGUGUCUAUCAGAGCUAUCAGCCGGAGCAAACGUAUCAGCGAGUGCCAUGCCAGCAGCCGACUGACAUGUAUGGCAGUCAAAACCAUUUUUACGGCCCUGAAGACUUAAAGGAGAGCAUCCGAAUAAUGCCCAUGGGCUUCUAUGAGCAGACAAUCAACAAGUACAAGAUCAAUCCCUUGGAUUCGAAUUUUAGGCCGCCAUCUCUGGGCUCAGACUUCCUGCAGCUGUUGCAGCAGCAGUUGCAGCAGCAAAACCAGCAGCAGCACCAGCAACACCAGCAACACCAACAUGAAAUGCAAUUCAAUGCUUGUCCCCAUGGGAACCAAAGUCAACAGCAACAGCAGUCUGCCUCGGUCUACGGCUAUGGCAAUCACCAUUGUGUCCAUCACAGCAGCAGCAGCAGCCACCGCCACCCGGAAGCUCUGCGUGCUCCUGUUCCUACAUAAUGCCCCAAAAUCCAUUCCCACAGCAGCAACAGACACAGCAGGAAACGCAGUUUAAGGACUUCGAUCAAACGGAAAUAUAAAACAAGCAAAUAAAAGGCCCUAUU